AUGUCACCGGCUGAAACUGGUAUCCAAGACCGGGCUAUUAUUCCCAUGGAAGAUGUGACACGCACUGUCAAGGAUCAUGUCUCCGAAGAGAUGGAAGGAACUGGUACAACAAAACAAGAAGCACACCAUACAGAUAGGAACCAGAUGAAAAAGCUCUUGAAAGACCAGAAGGAUGCUCGAAGAAAGAUUGAACAGGACAUGGCGGCCACGUCAGCCCAGAAAGAGGCACACAUGGCAAGGAUCCAACUGCUCGAAAAUGAGCUCUCUGAGGCACAGGCAGCGCGCAAAGCAACCGACGGAGCUAUGGCAGCUCUGCAUGAGCGACACGAACAGAUGCAAAAGCUCCUAGAUACCAGUCGAACUGAGAACGAAGAAGUCAGAAGGAAGCUGAAGACACUUGGUAACAGCAGCGUUAAAUACGCCCGCUUAUGGAAACUGAGGGCGCGAGCAGAACGAGACAGACGGUCAGAGGCGGAGGACAAGCUUAAGGAAGAAUGUGCUCGCACAGAAGCCAGGAUGCAGAAAGCGCGAGCAUUCUACACAAACCAGAAAGAGUUGCUCGAGAUACAGGUUGCAGAAUGUGCGGAAGAAGAGAAGGAGUCAAUUAUGGAAGCAUUCAAGGCAGAGUAUGGAGAGCUUUUCCCAGAAUGA
Alternaria metachromatica is the source of this 651-nucleotide messenger RNA. RefSeq lists its product as uncharacterized. Bases 1 to 651 code for a protein of 216 amino acids. The record is from RefSeq and is a predicted model, not a curated record. Lineage: Eukaryota; Fungi; Ascomycota; Dothideomycetes; Pleosporales; Pleosporaceae. The transcript has 3 exons.